GCCGGUAAGCGUCUUGAGUGUGGCCGGACGCUGUCUGAUUACAACGUUCAGAUGGAUUCGACUCUCCGCCCCGUCCUCCGUCCACGCGGUGGUAUGCAGGAUUCAAUAAGACACUCACUAGCGAGAUCGUUACGCAGGCGGCCGCUAAUCGCCUAG
Molecule: messenger RNA, 156 nt
Organism: Coniophora puteana RWD-64-598 SS2
Lineage: Eukaryota; Fungi; Basidiomycota; Agaricomycetes; Boletales; Coniophoraceae
Exons: 1
Molecular function (GO): protein binding
Source: RefSeq, a predicted model, not a curated record